CAAACUACAAUGUUGUGUGUGCGCUAGCAAACUUGGAUGCUGUACUGAGAGAUAAAACAGGCAUUAAUUAUAUCCGACGUUUCAGUAAUACGUCCAAUCCCGUAACUACCUCGUCAGAUCAGAGAGCGCAAGUGUGCAUCAUGUGAUAAUCAAAACAAAAACACACCUCAGAAGAUCGACGCUUUUGUUUCGGCCAUGACCUCGUGCUUGCAUCUGUUCUCUUAUUGUUACAACUCAUCAAAGGCUGGCUGAAUCUACGAAGUCAAGCUUUUAUUUUUUCGUUUCUCUUCGAGAAAAAUCAAGGUUGAGAUAAUUAAACACUGAUGGGCGAGGCAAAAGACGUAGUGAAGUUGGAAUGGGGGAUGGAAGGUUGGAAGGACAAGACUAAGGCUAUGAAAGAGGAGAUAAAACGUCAAAGUGAAGCGAACGAACUGUUCUUUGUGAAAAAUGCCAAGCAAAUUGACCUGUCCAACUUUCUGGAGGAAAGCACCAACAAGUACACCUUUGCAAUUAUGGGAAUGAGUGGAGCAGCCAUUGUAAAUCUUCUUCGCACGAUCAUCAUGGAGUACCGUGAAAUAGACAGUGGUCCUUACUACUUCAAGUUUGCGGCUGAUAAAAAGUUUAAGGUGGAGCUCAUGCCCACAGCACUCUAUCCUGGACAUGGGCUGAUUAAAGUCGUUGGCAGAUUGAAGUAUUACUCUUACCAUGAAAUGUGCGCGUUACUGGCUAAGAGUGGCGUGACAAGCAAAGGGCUUGGUGACAUGACGCAUAAACUGAAUACCAAAGGCAUGAAGUCUGCGUUAUUUAAUGCGGUUAGUCCCAUGAACGAACUCCACUUUAUGCUACUCUUUGAGAUCGCACGGAGACUGGUGCGGGAUUCAAACGGGAAGCCAGUGUCGACAGAUCCCGUGCUCGACCUGCUUCCCUCGGGCGUAAUCAUUGGUCGAAUCAUCGAGCUUUUACGCGUGGAGAAAGACGUCGUACUGAGUUACGACAAAGUCUUCGGUGAUCAGCAGCCUCUCAAUUGGAUAACGGAGAACAACACUAUACUCAAACGCCAGAAAAUGACUGCCAUUAAUAAAAUGUUCUUUGAAAAAUUUAUCGAGGGUCAGCAAGACGAAGUCCCGUUUAUUCGGAGGUUUCUGGAGGAGAAUAAGAACGGUUACAUUAUCAAAACUUUGAAGGGGUACCUUGACGAUUUAAAAGAAGUAUUUGGCGAAAUGUGAUGUAUCACGGAUGAAUUCUAACAUGUCGCACCCAGAUCUCUCUCUAUUUAGGGAAAGUGGGGUGCCUGUGUGAAAAGUAGAAACUGGGUACGAUGUUAACUUGAACUACAAAAACAUAUCAUAUUUUAUUUAACAUAGGAAGUUUACAAAAGCGCAAAAAAUUUAGUAUUUAAAAUGAAAACAUUACUUGUUUUUCUCUAUGAACAUUAUUGAGCUAAUUUGAUGUUCCUCCGACAAUGUUCCUCAAGGAGAUAUAAAAUUACAGAUUUACAGCACGUCUUGCUCGCUAAAUUAAACAGGGACAAAAAAAUAUGUGUUUCUUCGGAAAUAAACUUUUUUCAGAUUUUUUUUUCAUAUGCGUAGUCAAACUAGUUUGCGUUAUGUGUGAGUGUUACUGAUAAGUAAGUGAGUCAGAAACUUACACACUCUUGAAGAUUUUGUAAGUGCAGCCACAAGACUCCUUUUUAUCUGGGGACAACGGACGGAAUCGAACACUUAUCUAACAGUGAAGAGGCAUAGGCAUAAUGUUACAACGAGGGAAGUCGUGUUCUGGCUGUGUCUUAGUAGAAUUUGAGUCAUUAUCAUUACUUAUUUGCGCCAUGAAAUACUAUCAUUUUCAUAUGGGAGUUGGACAAGAGAGAGGUACAUAACGUCAAUGC
Molecule: messenger RNA, 1885 nt
Organism: Pocillopora verrucosa
Lineage: Eukaryota; Metazoa; Cnidaria; Anthozoa; Scleractinia; Pocilloporidae
Source: RefSeq, a predicted model, not a curated record